This is a messenger RNA of Glycine soja, 918 nucleotides long. RefSeq lists its product as uncharacterized. Bases 44 to 706 code for a protein of 220 amino acids. The transcript has 2 exons. NCBI's taxonomy places the organism in Eukaryota, Viridiplantae, Streptophyta, Magnoliopsida, Fabales, Fabaceae. The record is from RefSeq and is a predicted model, not a curated record.
CAGAGAAACCCAUUAUUUUCUCAAGCUCGGGAGAUCUGCCACCAUGGAGUUGUCCACAAAGACGAGGAAGAAGUUCGGUGAUGAUGGAGGAUUUUGGGAAGAUUGGUAUGUCACAUACACCGUACAUGGCCAAACUUGUUCCCUCUGCUUAGUAAGAGAUUAUGACAAACACGAUAAUCUCAAUAAGGUAUCCUUCAUUCUCCUAGACCUUGGACUUGGAUUUAGGACUUUAUGCUUGCACAUAGAAACAACAAGUGAAACAGGUUUUCUUCGGAUAAACUCGACACAAUCCAUCCCGUGGACGAAGACAAACAGAACGGUUGAUGCACGGGACGAUGUUGUGGACACCAAGGUUUACUUGGAUGGCAAUGCAAACCAGAGGAAUGAUCUUAUUGUUUUGGAGUGCAAGAAAAAUAGCACGGAUCAUGAUGAAGAGACUAAUGUGGUCACUGUGGCACACUAUUUUGCUGAUAGUAGAGGAAGAGCUUUUAACAUAGAUGAUGAAUUAGGUAUUGGCCUUUCGGUUGUGGCAAAGGUUCGUGUAUCCAAUGGCCAAUUAGAUAUAACGGUGGAGGGUCCUGAGCAACACCCUGCAUCUGCAUUAUUUUGCAUGUUUGAUCAAGUCAAUAGAACAGGGAUUUGGAAGCCUACCAUGUGCCCUCAUUGUGCACAACCCAGAUCUUCUGCCUCUGCUCCUGCAGCAUGAUUUUGCAGGAACCCUAGAUGCAUGUCUAAGUUGUGUCUGCAUGCAACCUACUAGCUAGUGCUUUGUAACCUUUGUUUCUUUAAGUUUCCUUUCUUUGACAAUAAUAGAUAGAUUACAAGAGAGGAAAUUAAAGAGGGAUCUAUACUAAAGUGACCAAUACAGAAAUUUGGAGUUGUGGUAAUAAUACUCAUAAAAUUUUGUAGUAUUAAAGA